Molecule: messenger RNA, 883 nt
Organism: Nanorana parkeri
Lineage: Eukaryota; Metazoa; Chordata; Amphibia; Anura; Dicroglossidae
Product: methyltransferase-like protein 7A
Exons: 2
Coding region: 91-828 (245 amino acids)
Molecular function (GO): S-adenosylmethionine-dependent methyltransferase activity
Source: RefSeq, a predicted model, not a curated record
UACUCACAUACUUAGGAUUACAGAGCUGAAGCUCGGCCUGAGAUCAUUAUUUUCCUACACUGCCUGCUGCAACAUCUGAGCUCCCCAAACAUGUCUGCAAUCAUUUUAAUUUUACAGCUCAUAUUGGCUGUUAUAAUGCUUCCUCUCUACAUACUUUACUACCUUGGAAUCUGGGGUUUGGUAUUAAAGAAAAUAUUUCCCUUUUUUAUGGCCAAACUCACUGUAACAUAUAACAAGGUGAUGGAAGAGAAGAAAAGGAACCUAUUCAGCAACAUGUCUGACUUUGCAGGCACAUCUAAAGAGCUCAGGCUUCUAGAGAUUGGUUGUGGCACAGGUGCCAACUUCAAAUUCUACCCCAUCGGAUGCAGGGUGACCUGCCUGGAUAUAAACCCAAAUUUCCAAAAAUUUCUCAACAAAAGCCAAGCAGAAAGUGACCACCUUAAAUUUGAUAACUUUCUAGUUGCAUCAGCGGAAAACAUGACGCCCGUGGCUGACGCUUCUAUGGAUGUGGUUGUAUGUACCCUGUUGACUUGUUCUGUGCCAAACACGCCAGGAAUACUGAAGGAGGUGAAAAGGGUCCUUAGGCCGGGUGGAGCUUUCUACUUUCUUGAACAUGUGGCCUCAACAGACGAGUCCGGCUGGAUAAGUUUUUUUCAGAAGGUCCUGAAUCCUACCUGGAAGCUGAUUUUUGAUGGCUGCAGCAUACGAAGGACCACAUGGAAGGACCUGGAAGAUGCCAAAUUCUCAGAGUUGAACCUGCGCCAUAUAUAUGCACCUACGCCUAUGAAACUUAUUAACCCUCAUAUUAUUGGAUACGCUGUCAAAUAAAUUCAUAAACUGCACAUUGUAAUGGAGUAUUAGGCAGGUUCUCCUAUUUGUAAAA